This is a messenger RNA of Naegleria fowleri, 987 nucleotides long. RefSeq lists its product as uncharacterized. The transcript is spliced from 2 exons. NCBI's taxonomy places the organism in Eukaryota, Heterolobosea, Eutetramitea, Acrasida, Naegleriidae. The record is from RefSeq and is a predicted model, not a curated record. Bases 1 to 987 code for a protein of 328 amino acids.
AUGUCCCAUUUAUUAGAUGAGGAUUUUAUGAAUCAACUUUAUGAUGAAGAUCAAGAAGAAGGAGAUGAAGAAGAUUUUGAAGAGGAUGAAGACAAAGAAGAUAUAACUGUGUUGAAGAGGAGGAAGGAUCAAACAAAGGAUGAACUUUGCCAAUCAAAACUAAACGGUGGGGCUGGAUUAACCAUAGAGCAAGCUCAGCCUUUCUAUCAAAGAGCCUUUCUAUCAAAAUUUGAUGGAACAACUCUCUCAAAGAUUGUGUACGAACUCGAAAAAGCUCAACAAAAUGGGAAUGAACUCUCUGCAAAUGAUAUCGUGAAACAAAUAAUUGAAAAAUAUAUUGGCCCACCUCCAAUCACAUGCGAAACUGUAGUCAAUUGGGUUGUGGAUGAGUUGAUAAAAAAAAGACAAGAUAUAAUACCAUUGUUAACCUUUGAGAAGAACCUUCUUGAGGAAAUAGAACAAGCACGCCAUAAUAAGGAAAACGAUUUCCAAAAGUUUUAUUCUAACACAAGGAACGAAUUGGCAACCAAGAACCCUAAUAAGGUGUUGACUAUUGAUAAGGUAAAUGAAUUUGAGCAAACAUUAUGUGCAAAGACUACUAUUCCUUCUGUGAAAGUUAGAUUUGGUAACUCUAACAUAGGUGGUUGUGAAAAGCUUUCCGAGAUAAUAAGUUCGAGUGGUGAGAAGAGAGGACUUUUAACCAAGUUUGCACAAUUAAUUGGUACCACAAAAAAAUUUCAUGUAUCUAUAUUUUCUGGAACUAAUUUUUCUGUCGAUGUAGGAGGUAUUAUACAAUCAGCUCUUGGUAAAACUGAAGCAAAGAUUGAUAUAGUUAAAAUAUUUGACUUUGGUUUAGUUUCACGAGAUAUUAUUUCAUUUUUAGAAAAACCUUUCAAUAUACCAGACAACGAGAAGGAAGAUAUUCUUUUCUAUUUAUAUAAUCAAGGUUACAAAAUUAACAGUGAAUACUCACAUAACGUCAGCUGA